Messenger RNA from Silurus meridionalis, 5053 nucleotides. RefSeq names its product xylosyltransferase II (gene xylt2). The record is from RefSeq and is a predicted model, not a curated record. NCBI's taxonomy places the organism in Eukaryota, Metazoa, Chordata, Actinopteri, Siluriformes, Siluridae. Gene Ontology annotation, biological process: chondroitin sulfate proteoglycan biosynthetic process; heparan sulfate proteoglycan biosynthetic process. Gene Ontology annotation, molecular function: protein xylosyltransferase activity. The coding region runs from base 2 to 2602 and encodes 866 amino acids. The transcript has 11 exons. Gene Ontology annotation, cellular component: membrane.
AAUGGUGGCGAGCACUCGGGUCCAGAAGCUGCUACGUCGCUAUAAACUUGCAAUCGCCGCUGCUUUAACGAUCCUCCUGAUCCAGGGUUUGGUCGUAUGGAGUCUCCGGAGUCUAGAGGAAGGAGAGGCUGAGCGCAGGGAGCGGCGGUCUAAGCUGCCUGAUCACAACAACCAGGAUGUGAGGAAAGCCUCAGAAGCCAAGGGGCAGAAUGCCCUGUCUGGGGGCUACUAUGGCCGGGGGAAUCACGACAUGGAACGGCCUGUUGUCACUCGUCCCAUCAGGAAAGGGGGGAAGCGAAGAAUGAAGCCCUCUAUGAUAGAAGAAGUCGGAGUGGUGCCGGGAGCUGGAGAUGUUAUUGCCCCGUACGAUCCAUCCAGCAGCCGUAACUUCACCGAUACAAAAGGGCAGGACGGAGGAAAAUUUCCACCAGGCGUUCAGGGAGAACCAGGGAGCGUCGAUGGUGCCGCUCAGGUCCCGAGCAACGACUUUGUGCCCAGCUGUGAGAUUGUUGGGAAGGACGCUCUGUCGGCCCUGCACCGUGCCGGAUCACGCCAGUGCCGGCAGGAAAUCGCUAACAUCGUGUGCAAACACCAGGCUGGAGAGCUGAUGCCACAGUCUUUACCUCAGUACUGCACUCAGCAUGGUAUUUUGUCCAGUGCUGGACAGCAAGCUGACAUUAUAGACAACGACUUGUCCAAAGUGGAGAACCCAGUCAGGGUGGCGUUCGUGCUGAUGGUUCACGGUCGAGCCGUGAGGCAGCUGAAACGGCUCCUCAAAGCCAUUUAUCACAAAGACCAUUUCUACUACAUUCAUGUGGAUAAGCGCUCCAACUACCUGCAUCGUGAAGUCCUGCACCUGGCUGAUCUGUACCCGAACGUGAGGGCCACACCCUGGCGCAUGGUCACUAUCUGGGGCGGGGCCAGUCUGCUGAAAGCCUACCUGCACUGCAUGCAGGACCUGCUCUCUAUGCUCGACUGGAAAUGGGAUUUCUUUAUCAACCUGAGUGCCACAGAUUUCCCCACUAGGACCAACGAUGAGCUGGUGGCUUUCCUCUCACAGAACCGUGACAAGAACUUCCUGAAGUCUCAUGGCAGAGAGAAUGCCAGGUUCAUUAAGAAACAAGGUUUGGACAGACUCUUCCAUGAGUGUGAUAACCACAUGUGGCGGCUGGGUGAGCGCACCAUCCCCGAGGGCCUGGACGUGUCCGGCGGCUCUGACUGGUUUUCACUCACGCGCCGCUUUGUGGAGUACGUAGUCAGCACUAAGGAUGAGCUGGUGACCGGACUGAAGCAGUUCUACACCUAUGCCCUGCUCCCUGCUGAGUCUUUCUUUCACACAGUCCUGGGCAACAGCCACAUGUGUGACACGCUAGUGGACAACAACCUGCGAGUUACUAACUGGAAUCGCAAGCUGGGCUGCAAGUGCCAGUACAAGCACAUAGUGGACUGGUGCGGAUGCUCUCCCAAUGACUUCAAACCUGCUGAUCUCAUCCGAAUUCAGCAGCUGACACGGCCCACAUUCUUCGCCCGAAAGUUUGAAUCCACUGUCAAUCAGGAGGCCAUUUAUAUUCUUGAUACCCACCUGUACGGGCAAUACCCACCAGGCACUGUGGCGCUCAAGGCCUACUGGGAAAGUCUGUUUGAGCGGGAGGAUGGAGUGGGAACUCUCACCGAUGUGGCACUUACAGCCUACAUGUCCUUCUUCAGACUUGGUCUCUCUAGUCAGAAAACCAUGCAUGAGGCUUGCAGGUUUGUGCCUGUUGCCUACCCUAUAUCUGUCCAUCUCUAUUUCUACGACGACCGUUUCCAGGGCUACCUGGUGCGCCAGGAGGUGAAGAGCAUGGCACCUGGGAAGAAUGAAAUGCUGGAGGUUUGGGUUGUUCCUCAGGCCACUCUUCAGCUAGAGAGCAACCUGAACGAGUUUGAGAGGUUGAAGAACCUUGAGGUGGGAACAGAGUGGGACCCCAAGGAGAGAAUCUUCCGGAACUUUGGUGGAGUGAUGGGCCCGUUGGACGAGCCCGUAGCGGUGCAGAAAUGGGCACGUGGCCCCAACCUCACAGCCACCAUAGUGUGGAUCGAUCCGGCUCAGGUGGUAGCGGCAUCUUAUGACAUCAGCGUGGACGUAGAGGCGGAGUUUACACAGUACAAGCCACCGCUUCAGCGUCCUCUCAGGCCCGGAGUGUGGACGGUCCGUGUGCUGAGGCUGUGGGAGCGUGUGGCCGAAGCUCGCUUUCUGGUCAUACCUCUAGUUUUUAAAGGAAAGGAGCCAUUUCAUAAAGAGGAGCACAGCUGGCUGCACGCAGGUCCUGCAGGCAACUUUUACCUGGAGCAGGGCUUCCAGCAGCUUGCUCAGGUUCUGAAGCUGCCUCCCAUGGAGCCUGCUCUGGAGGAGUCUAAGAAGAAGGCCUCUCUAGUGGGCAAGGCUCUGGAGGGUUGGGUGGACAGCUUAGUGGGUGCCUUUUGGGUAACUGGAGACAUGUGUUCCACUCAGAGCUCCCUUUGUCCCAGCGUACAGCCCUGCGCCAAGACUAGCUGGAGCUCUUUGUCCUCAGAUCCCAAAUCCGAACUCGGUGCGGUAAAAAGCAACGGCCGCAUCAGGUAGCUCGUAACAUUUAUAGCGAGCAAGGAUGAGAACACUAAUGAACUCCAGGGUACAGGAUGAGGAACUCCUGGGAACGAUGUUUACGGGAUAUGGGUCUCUCGGAUCAUCCCACUGUUUUCUGCUCGAGGCACCUUGUGUUGAGGAUUGGUGUCAGGGACAAUCUAAGAGAAGAACAUAUUGACAUUUGCACAUGAGAACAUUUUCUAAUUUAGUUCAUAACGUUACAAGUUUGUGUUUUGGUGGGGUUGUGUCCGUAUGCAGUCUUGAUUUGACGAGAUAGAUGAUGCAAAACCCUUAACCUCAACAUUUCUUUUUUUUUCUUUGUAUUUUGAGAACAAAUCAAAAAAGUGCACAUUUUCCUCUGCGUAUACAGUAAUGGUAGCGAAUUGUUGUUAUAUAUAUUUUUUAAUUUAAGCUUUACAACCUGUUGAAAGGUCAGUGAUUUGAGUCCUGCAGCCCAGUGGCUGUCACGUGAGUUGUGAAAAGCGAAGCCAGGGGGGCCGUUAAGGUUUUAUUUUGUGUUGGAAUUCGCAGCCCACUAAUAUGGCGGAGUGUGUGAAUUCAAUAGGUUUUACUCCAUUCUCAAGAACUACUAAAACAAAUAGGCCUGUAGAAUAAUGUUAGCGAAAAACCUAACGUGUCAUGCUGGUGGCAAAGAAGAUAAAUGCUUAAUCAUUUCAAUUAUUACCACACAAAUGAUUUAGAAUUGUCUGUGUUCUGUGAAAUAUAUUUUACAUUUAAAUGGGGUCUCUGGCUGCAAAAAGGUUUUAGCCUGUAUUGUUUUAAUUUUAUUUCAUGUUUCGGAUAUCUAAACUUCAGAAACCGAUUGAUUAAGUGCACUUUACUGUAAGAGAAACGUCUGAAUGACAGAUGAUGAUGUGGAGCUUCUGAAGUCAAAAGAUCUGUGGCUCCAUUUAAGGAUCUUUUCAAGUGCUGCUUAUUGUGUCACACUUUUAUCGAAUCGUAUAGAGAUGAACGAAACGGACACGCGCCACCAAAUAUCCCUCGAUACGAAGAAAAGGAAAAAUUGUUACGUGUGUGUUUGGUAAUGCUGUGACUGACUUCUGUGUGUGUUUGGAAUGGCUUCUUUUGAAAUGAUGCCAUAUAGAUGUUUACCACUGCAUUUCUUUUUUUCAUUUUUUCUACACAAGCACAUAGGUGGUAUCACUAGCAGCUGAACGAGUUGAUCUUUCCGAUGAUCAUCGUCUUGCCCUCCAGAUGUAAAUGCCAUGAAUGCCAGAUCUGCCACUAAUGCAUAACCUUCAGCCAUUACCUCUUUAAUUCCUAAAGGUCAAACUGUCCUAGACAUGGACGAUCACACGGGCACUUUGGCGCUUGCCCUGUUCGUUGCAGAAUUCUAAUAGAAAGCUCCUGAGUAAUGCAAUUUAUUACCGUUUCUUAUUAUUUUGUGCAUACAGGUUUUUUUUUUCAGCCUCCUACUGCAAUGCAGUAGAUCCUCAUAGUGGGUGGCUGAACAUAGUGUCAAUGAAGUAUGGCAUUAUUUCUUGUCACAGUGUGUCAUAUGAUAUGUUUUUGCACAAGCUUUUCAUUUCUGGGUUUAGGAAUCCAGUGGUGGACAAAUCCUUCUCAAAGCUCUAAUGUGAUGACCAGUUAUAUGUUUUAAUUGGCUGGAGCCUUGAUUGUCAAGGCUAAAACUCGGUAGCUGGCACGAUCAAAUUUUUUGCCCGUGGUCAACAAAUCAUUGGUCGACGUUUGGCUACAAUAUGUGAAUGUAGCAAGUAGUGGGAUUCGAGACCAUGCUGUAGUUGCAGCAUCGCUUCACUGUUCCAAACCGACCAAAUCACUAGUUGUUGAGGAAAAGGGGGAAAAAAAUUGCUAAUGGCCACUAUGAAUAAAAAUACUUGAUAUAAAAAAACAGCAUGUAGAUGUAAUAAUAAAUAUUUUCAAGGAGCCCUGGGUAGCAAUUUGUCCAUCUCUGAAAUACCUCGCUGAAAAGGUCAAAUUGGCUUAUUUUGCACAGCCAAUAAAGACUAAUUCUUUUAUAGUGUUUUUUUUUUUUUCUUCUUCCUUCAUAUCUUAUAUUUCAGUUUGGUGCAGAUGUCUUUAUACACCUGCAUUCAGAGAAGCCUAGUGUUUUAGGACAAGUAAAUGGUCUGUGUUUAUAUGUAAGCAUACAUAUCUAUAUAAAGUGGUGCAUUGUGAGAAUCAAUGGAUUAUUUUUGUAUUUAUAAUUCCUCCUGGAGAGGGAGGGCCAUAUUUUUUAUCUGUUAAGUCAUGUCAGGAACGCUGCUUCAGUCCAGUCUGUUUCAUGACCCUUUGUCAUGCAUUAUCCGUGUCUCAUAAAAAUGGUACCUCGACUGGAGUCGUUUCUAGGGUUUUUAAUAGGCACCGAUGGCUUCACUGUCGAAAUGAGUGUUUGGACAAAUAUGGUAAAAUUAUAAUGCAGAGAUGUUUCUGUUCCCGGACACAAUAAAUAUGAAAUCAAUGGUA